This is a messenger RNA of Cylindrotheca closterium, 630 nucleotides long. The record is from the annotation of a GenBank genome assembly. Lineage: Eukaryota; Bacillariophyta; Bacillariophyceae; Bacillariales; Bacillariaceae.
AUGACUGCCGAAGUAGCAUGGUCAAAGUACUACAACAAGCUCCCAGCCUUCGAGAAAGUGCAGUUCGAACAGUUCAAGGCUAGACUGAAGAGCCAUAGACAACAAGUCAAAAAGUACAUGAUGCGAUCGAAGAAAGAAGAACAGAUGUGGCGAAGGGACUUGCUUCGGUAUCCACCGAAAACCACGAACUCUGAAGGUGCACCACUAUGGAAUCCCCAUAAAGCUAACAAGCUAUUGCGACAGGAUGUUGGAGAAUUGAGACAAAAGAAAGAGCACAUGACGCCAAAGAAACUUCAAGCGACAAGAGACGAGUACAAAGAGUUUCCUCUGAAGAUAUUUCGUCAACACAUGUACCAGGAAAUUCGUCGUUGCAAAUUCUGCAACCAUUUGCACGAUAGAAGAGAAGCCAAGAAAAUUAUCCACAUCUGCAAACCAGCUGUGGGUGCGACAGACGAUACAUUGACGGACCGUUUGAAGGAGCUGGGCAUACAUGAUCCGGAAGAAGAGGAAGAGGAGGAGGAAGAACUGGAAAUGGAGGACGAUGAGAAGCAUACAGCAGAACAAACAGGCAACCGAAAACGCAAAAUUGCCGAAAACAAUCGUCCAAGCAAAAAGCAAAAGCGUUGUUAA